GUUUUCAAUGAGGGGACUUUGCGCAUGUGUGAGUUUCUGCACAUGUGCUUGUGAGGAGUGGCUCGAGUACCCAGUUCACUUCACUUGUUGCUGUUAUCUGGAGCCAUUUGUCCAAUCAGAGUGGAGUGGCGUGAAACUCUCUGCGUGGAGAAAUCAGAAUGGGAAAGAAGUUUGUGUGAAUUCUACAGCAACUUUAAUGUGACCCUAGGGAGGUGGUAAUGUGAAACAAGUUGGUAGCUGGACCGGUAGAUCUUUCUGUGAAGUGGUUCCGUGUCUUAUUCGUAGCAUGCCACGCAGGCAGCUAACUUCUCCGUGGGAAGGACACUUUAACCGAGAACCCAGUUUCCACCCACUAAGCGUGGUACUUUGACAUCUGUCGUGUUUUUUUUGUUGUUGUUUUUUUCAGGACAGGGCACAAUGAUGACGUUUCGGAGGUACUUGCGGGGUAGUGGUCGGGUUCUGGCCUUUGUGUUCGUGGCUUCUGUCAUUUGGCUCCUGCUGGACAUUGCUGUCCUCCGCCUGUCUUUCAGUGAAUUCAACCUUCAGCUGCUGAAGGAGCGAGUGAUCCGGGAGAAGGAGCUCCUCAAGCAGCAGGCCAAGAUAACCCAGAAUAGGGACUUCAGGUCCCCUGUGCUGAGGAUGGACUCAGCUGUGAUACCGGAGGAGGACAAAGGCGCUGUUAGUUCUGACAUAACCAGGAUCUACAGACAAGGUGGUAGGAGACAUAAGGAGCAGAACUCAAAUUUGCAAGAAAAUCAUAGUAAUAAAACUGUGAGUCUGGUGGCUCCUGCUAAAAAGCCUGUGGAUUUACUUGAGAAUGACGCACCGCUAUUGGAGAACAUCACAGUAAAGAAUAACUCCAUUGCAGAGAGCUCCAUUGUAACGCAGGAUACUGUUGAUGGGCGCAAGGAUGCAGAAAUCAAGCCGAUGAAGACUGCACAGCAUGUUAAAGAUGAGUCCAAGCAGCACCAGGAUACAAAGGAGGAACCCCCUGUUAAAAGAACACACACACCUGGAACAAAGACACUAGUAUUUAAGGAGGAGAACCACACCAAGAUGUUAUCACAAAGUUAUCAGAAUUCAACAGUGUCUAGAAAAGCAGGUGUCCACAAGGUGCUGUCCCUCGAUGUGACUGGUGCCCCCAGAGACCCCACUGCCAUUGGCCAGUUUGGCCAAGCGGCCGUAGUUCCCAGCGACAAUGAGGCAGAGGUGAAAAAGCGAUGGGAUGAGGGCUAUUUUAAUGUCUACCUGAGCGACCAGAUCCCAGUGGACCGAGCCAUUCCUGACACCAGGCCUGACAUCUGUGCCCGCCAUCUGGUCCACGAUGACCUGCCUUCCACCAGUGUGAUCUUCUGCUUUGUGGACGAGGUGUGGUCCACCCUGCUGCGCUCCGUCCACAGCGUCCUCAAUCGAUCACCGCCGCACCUCCUCAAGGAGAUCAUUCUUGUGGACGACUUCAGCACCAAAGAUUACCUCAAGGAUCAGCUUGACAAGUACAUGUCCCAGUUUCCCAAAGUCCGAAUCAUUCGUCUGAAGGAGCGACAAGGCCUGAUCAGGGCCCGGUUGGCUGGAGCAGCUGUUGCUAAAGGUGAAGUGCUUACCUUCCUCGACUCGCAUGUUGAAUGCAACGUGGGCUGGCUGGAGCCUCUGCUGGAACAGGUCUACCUGGAUCGCAGGAAGGUGUCCUGUCCAGUCAUCGAUGUCAUCAGUGACCAGGACAUGAGUUAUAAGAUGGUUGACAACUUUCAGAGAGGCAUUUUCAAAUGGCCUCUGGUGUUCGGCUGGAGCACUCUAUCCAGCAAGUAUAUUAAGAAGAAUAAUAUGACCGAGGCUGAUCCUAUCAGAUGUCCCGUUAUGGCUGGAGGACUUUUCUCCAUCGACAGACAAUACUUCUAUGAACUUGGCGCCUACGAUCCAGGCUUGGACGUGUGGGGUGGAGAGAACAUGGAGAUUUCAUUUAAGAUUUGGAUGUGUGGGGGUGAAAUUAAGAUCAUCCCCUGCUCUCGAGUGGGACACAUCUUCCGGGGACAGAACCCGUACAAAUUCCCAAAGGACAGACAGAAGACGGUGGAGCGCAACUUAGCCAGGGUUGCUGAAGUCUGGCUUGACGAGUACAAGGAGCUUUUCUACGGCCAUGGCUACCACCACCUGUUGGACAAAAGCGUCAUUGACGUGGGCAACCUCACCGAGCAGAUCGAGCUGAGGAACAGACUCAAGUGCAAGAGCUUCAAAUGGUACCUGGAUAAUGUGUAUCCAGAGAUGGUUACUCCGUUACUCAAAGCUAAAGGCCUUGUCUACAAUCGGGGGUUAAGAAAAUGUCUCAGUCUGAAGAAAGAUUCUCUCUCCUUUGAAAUGUGUGACUUACUAAACCAAAGUCAGCAAUUUAAUUACACCUGGCUGAAGCACAUCCGCCAGCAGGACCUGUGUGUUGCACCUCAGGUCAAAUACCACAGCUUAGUUAUAGAGUCAUGUGACCGUGCCAAUCCUGGACAACGCUGGCUUCACAAAUCGUCCAACUCUGAACUGCCCGACCACUUUGUCCUCGAGUUUUCUCCCAACCACGUGUGCCUGGAAGCGGUCCAUCGCAGUGAAAAACUUCGCCUCGCCCCGUGCGUAGCCAAAAGUGCCUACCAGAAAUGGAAGUUUACAGACUACUUCUCUCAGUGAAGAGACUUGACAUGCUGUCAAACCUGCACGAGAAGAUGCCUUCAGCAUUAUUGUGCUGCACGUCUUCCCUCGGAGCCUGUGUGUGUGUACGUGUGCGUGCGUGCGUGUUGAUGUGCAAUGUUUUCAUGACGUUUUGAUAUCAUCCUCUGUCCUUUAUGACUCCAUUGCCUGUGUAUAUACUUUUGAAGUGCCUGCGUUCCAAUUGAGGUUGCACAUUUGAUACACUCUACACUAAGUAGCAUCCAGCUACUGACCACCAACUACGUGCCUCAUGUUUCCUGUGAAUGUCUCACACUAAAUAAUGAUUUAGAAGUUGGUAUAAAACAUGUUAAGCGGGCUGUUAUUUUUUUAAAGGUGUUUACUUGAGGUAAAACCACUGUGGUUUUAAACGCUGCAUUAAUUGGGUGGUGGAAAUUGUAUUGUGGUGUUGUGUCACUAGAGGGAGGCCUUUAAUCGUGAUUGUGUGACCUUAACAAGUCCACAGAACAUUUUGCAAAAACAUGCAAAUAAAAUGACCAAAGGCUGAGUUGAAACGCUAUCUGUUUAUUUCACAUCCAUUGUUUAACAUUAAGACCUAAAGCCCUGAGCUGCUUGACUGUGGAUUUGUACAUCAAGAGCAAAGCAUUUUAAAGUAUUUAGCAGGGAUAUACAAAAUAUUAACCAUUGUAAACACUUCUCAAAAUAAAGCAGUGUAUGUCUCUCCUUUUUUGUAAAUUAAAUUGUGCAUAUUACCAUAAUGCCCCUAAUGCAGUGGAGCCUUGGUUAGAAUCAUUAAUCCGCAGCAGAAGGUCCGACUCCAGCUAAAAUG
Dunckerocampus dactyliophorus (ringed pipefish) is the source of this 3475-nucleotide messenger RNA. RefSeq names its product polypeptide N-acetylgalactosaminyltransferase 5. The coding region runs from base 418 to 2667 and encodes 749 amino acids. Gene Ontology annotation, cellular component: Golgi apparatus. The record is from RefSeq and is a predicted model, not a curated record. The transcript is spliced from 11 exons. NCBI's taxonomy places the organism in Eukaryota, Metazoa, Chordata, Actinopteri, Syngnathiformes, Syngnathidae.